GGGGUUUUAUUUAAGUUGUGUGCUUAUUGCUUAAACCGACUUUUGAUGCUGGAUCCUUUUUUUUUUUUUUAAGAAUCUUGUGGUGGAGCAGCGUAUCCGUAUUUCACCUUAAUGAAUAAUCUGAAUAGUUUUGUUUUAUAGCUGUGUGCUUCCUCUUUAGAAGCUUGAUCUGAAAAGACCCGGAGAGCAGAAGCGAUGGGUCUGUCCGCAUCCUCGCCGGCUGAUGCAGUGCAGUCACCAGCUGCAUCGCAGCAACAUCCGAUGGCGUCUCCGCCUUCGCAAUGCCCUCUGCAUCAGAAAAAAACACGUGGUUGUCCAAUGCACAUGAAGACUCCUGAACACAGCCCUGAGAAUGAAAACCGUGUUCCGGCACAUCAAGAAAGAGCAUAUGAGUAUGUAGCAUGUCCGGUGAAGUCUGGUGCAUCUAAAGUGGAAGAUGGCAUAGAUCCUAGCAAUAUGAUGCCACCUCCUAACCAGCUGCCAUCCCCAGAUCAACCAUUUCCACUGUCAACUGUUAGAGAAGAAUCCUCUAUUCCUAGAGCACACUCUGACAAGAAAUGGGUCUAUCCUUCAGAGCAAAUGUUUUGGAAUGCUAUGCUAAGAAAAGGGUGGAGGUGGAAAGAUGAUGACAUAACAAGUGAAGAUAUGACCAACAUUAUUAAGAUUCACAAUCAGAAUAAUGAGCAAGCUUGGAAGGAAAUUUUGAAGUGGGAAGCUCUUCGUGCUGUGGAAUGUCCAUGUGGACCAACACUGAUGCGAUUCGGAGGCAAAGCAAAGGAGUAUUCGCCAAGAGCCAGAAUACGUUCGUGGAUGGGAUAUGAGCUUCCUUUUGACAGACAUGAUUGGAUUGUUGACCGAUGUGGAAAAGAAGUCCGAUACGUUAUUGAUUAUUAUGAUGGUGGAGCAGUUGAUAAGAACUAUCAGUUCACUAUCUUGGAUGUUCGUCCUGCAUUUGAUUCUUUAUCAGCUGUAUGGGACAGAAUGAAGGUAGCUUGGUGGCGUUGGACUUCAUAACUAUUCCUGGUGUGUGUAAUCAAAAAGUAAAACGUUUCCCUCUUAAACUGAGGAUUCGUGGACACUAGAACUUUAACUUAAGUUCACUGCAACUAUGAUCAUCAUCGCCACUGUUCUUUGGGGAUGAGGAGGGAGGAUUGGGAAUUGCAUUGUUGAAUGCACCGAUGCUUUAUGGCGUUUUGAGUUAAAUAAUAAAGUUACAGUAGCAAGAACUUGUAUCUUAAUUUUCUUAAGAGCUAUAAAAUCUUUUUUAUUUUGUCAAUCUGUCAUAUAUGUAUUGUCACCUUUUUUUUGGUGACAAUAAGCUUGCGUUCUUUCAUUUCAUGACUCCAGUGCUGCACCAAAUACACUGGGUUUCUCAUUCUGACUGGAGUUAUAUUUGGUAUUAUUUCAUAAAACAGUAAAAACUGGAAAUCUCAUAAAUGCUUUCACAUGGUUACAGUGCUUGUGUACUCAGAUGAUGAGUAAAAGAUAAAGUUUUAGAUUGUUACAAACUGCUUAUUUUAUUAACUAUAUAAAGCUACGUAUUUGCUUUUACAUCGGCACUUUACCUGCUCAAAUACAGGCUUCCUCAGGAAAAAAAUAGGCAAACUUAUUCUCUCUGAGAAAAUAAGUAUGAGUAUUUUAAACAAUAUGUUAAGUUGAAAAUGAGGAGAAAAUACUUAUGCCUCAAUUUGCAAUUUAUCUUUUAGCAGAAGAACUACUAAUUGCUAGAAGCACAAAAUGAGUGCAUCAAUUGCAUCUACUUUUAAAACAACAUUUCUAAGAGGGGGUUGUUUAAAUUUAUAUUUAAUGAUAUUUAUUUGAGUGUUUAAAAGUUUUUUUUUUUCUUCAAACGUAAGAAAACUAUACUUCUAGUGUACUUACAUAUUUUUAUGUCUUUAAUGUGUGUUCCAUGUAUGCAUUCAGGCCAAAAUUAAACCUUAUUUAAAGAAACUUGCAUGCAAUACAUAAGGCUAUUGCAUGUUAGCUUCACUAAUAUACUGCAGUAGUUUUUCAGAUGUAACAAGAAAUCGCCCAAGGGUAUAUGUAUACAUAGUAAUGCACAUUUCUGUGUAGUGAUUAUAGUAAGAAAUACUACAAAUGUUUAUGUAACUUGGCUAAAAAGGUAUCUGAAGUAUCAAAAAAUAAGCUCAAUUUGAGCAGUUUCUAAGAACAAUGCAUGCUUAUGCUGUGUGACUUAAAGAUUUGAGCAAUAUUGUGCUUAACAAGGAAAACUAACUUUUCUAAAGUCGUUUACUGUAAUAGCUUUAAAUUUGCAUGUUUUAGGAAAUUUUGAUGCCACAUACCCCUAAAUUUAAAUUAUUCCUCCCUUUUGGCAUACAUUACUCCUGAGAAUGAAUUCUCCAUGCAAAACACUUUGGACUAGAAGGAAUAACUGAGUAUCACAUUGUAGCCUGUCAAGUGGGAAUUUCUUCAUCAGACUUCAAAACCUUAACUGUAAACCAGCUAUGCAUUAAUUUUAUGGAAGUGGUUAUGUUUAAAUGACAUUGGAAGCUGUUUUUCAGGGGGAGAACAAAGUUGCAGUCAAAUAACUCAUCCCAUUUAGGAAAAAAUAAUCCAGGGAAGCUUCCAGAUUUUAAGGUACUAAUGCAGAUAAAUGGUUCCCACUUCAGAGGCAACUGUCCUGCCAGCUAGGAAUAAAUCUAAACCAGAAGUCCAGAAUCCUCAGAAAAGAGCACGCACUUACCCCUCUUGACUUUCCCUAUCCCUUUUUGCCUUUUUUUCCGGUGUGAUUCAUAUGUAUCUAAAUCAAAAAUAAUUUGGGGCAAAGAAAAAUCUCAAUUUCAGUUAUUAAUGUGCAGUUAGGAGAUGUGUGUGAGCGUAUACUAAGAAUUAUAUCUGAUUAUGAAAGAGCUACUCCUCUCAGUCCUAAUGGUCAAGACUGAGAGGGGGAUACUGCUUUGUGUGUUGUAUUUAUUUAUUUAUUUAUUUAUUUAUUUCUCUCCUCAUUUUAUGUAUACAUUUGGGUAACUUGAUAGACACAGAAUUCUGCGUCUAUCACACAGAAUUCUCACAACUAAAUAUGACACAGAAUUCUGCGUCUAUCACACAGAAUUUCUCACAACUAAAUAUGGAAAAGGUACACCUAUGAAGAGUGCCUCAGAAGCUUCGAAAUAACUAGCCUGCCUUACUGAUUUCAGAAGUUCGAACUUGGGUGCAUUAGGAAAACUGUGAUUACUACUGAAUCUGAUAACAGAUGUCACGUGCCGCUUCAUGAGUUUGUUGUCCUCUGUUAUGUGCCAUCUUACAUAGGUUCGAAAUUGUUCUUUUCAAUGCCACUUUUAAUGAAAUGUGAUACUUUGUUAUUCAAAAAAAGGAAUCAAAUAAAUACACUUUUCUUAACUUC
This is a messenger RNA of Struthio camelus australis, 3364 nucleotides long. The record is from RefSeq and is a predicted model, not a curated record. NCBI's taxonomy places the organism in Eukaryota, Metazoa, Chordata, Aves, Struthioniformes, Struthionidae.